GUUAAAGGACGGAUGAUUAUUAAAAAGAAAUUGAAAUCCAAAAUGCCUACUCUCAAGCGAUGCAAAGUAGGAGAACCAGGUUGUGAAGACGACGAUAGUCCAGGGAUUACAAAGAAAAAGAAGACGAAUGGGUAUUGCCCGCUUGAUCUGCUUGGCGAGGUCGCCGCCGGUAGAAUUCCGUUAAGUGGUUUUGGAUUACGUCGAGGGUUUGGUGAUGAUUGCGAGGAAUUAAGCAAUGUGGCAGCUUCUUGGUGCUCCGAAGUCUCUUACUGCCCCGGCGAGGUGGAGUCUGAACCAAGGAGACGAGACGGUUGGAAAGUGAAAAAUCACACUGCAGAGGCUUUCCGUUCACCACUAGUCAAAACGUCUCGAGGACGCGUUCGGGUACUCCCUUCUCGUUUCAAUGACUCGGUUCUCGAUCCGUGGAAGAAAGAGAAGACUAAACUCGUUGCUCCAGAACGCAACUUCACUACUGAAACAGCAUUCUGCAAAAAGGAGAAGUUCAACUGUAAAAUUCCAAAAUUUGAUUAUCGGAUCACCAAGAAACUACGCAAGGAGGAUAAAUUCACGUGGCAAAGCGCCAAAUGUACUCCGUUGUACAGAGAAGAAGAUGAAGAUGAAGAAAACGAAGAAGAAGAAGUGGGAAAUAUGGGGUUGAAGAGUUUUGAAAUUAGGAAGUAUUCUAGCUCACGUAGCUCGCUUACAUCUCUUCACGAGCAGAUGACCGAAGUUGCUAAGUCUCCAUCCUUGGUAGAAGUUGAAGAGCCCUUCAGAACUUUUGACCUGACAUGCACAGAUAGGUCGUUGAAGGAGAACAAUGAGAAGCGGAAAGGUUUCUACCGGCCGGAGGACUUUGUUCUGGGUGAUAUAGUUUGGGCAAAAUCCGGAAAGAGGUAUCCUGCAUGGCCUGCCAUAGUCAUUGAUCCGAUGUUGCAAGCUCCUGAAAGAGUAUUGAAUUCCUGCGUUGCGGGAGCAAUUUGUGUAAUGUUCUUCGGAUACUCUGGAAACGGAAAAGAGAGGGACUACGCAUGGGUAAAGCAUGGGAUGAUUUUUCCAUUUUUAGAUUAUCUUGACAGAUUUCAGGGGCAGACCCAGUUGCACAAGAGCAAGCCCAGUGAUUUCCGGAUGGCUAUAGAAGAGGCAUUUUUGGCCGAACAUGGUUUUAUGGACAUGUUGACAGAUGAGGUGAACACAGUGGCUGGGCUGUCAGAUUACCAUCAGUCUAUUCCUAGAGGUGCCCAAGAGGCCACUGAUUCAAAUCAGCAGCAGGAAUGUAACUCUCAGAACAAGGAUGUGCUUGAGAAGAAAGGCUUACGACUGUGUGAUGGUUGUGGGUUGAGCCUACCCAAAACUACAAAGAAGAUGAAGAGUUCUAGUCUGAAGUCCCAGUUUUUAUGCAAACAUUGUACUACGUUACAAAAAUCAAAACAAUAUUGUGGCAUAUGCAAGAAGAUUUGGCAUCACUCUGAUGGUGGGAGUUGGGUUCGCUGUGAUGGAUGUAAAGUUUGGGUUCAUGCAGAGUGUGACAAAAUUUCCGGCAACCUUUUCAAGGAUCUUGAAGACUCUGACUAUUACUGUCCCGAUUGCAAAGCAAAGUUUAACUUUGAGUUAUCAGAUUCAGAAAAAUGUCAGGCAAAACAAAGGUCUAACAAAAACCCUGGGCAAUUACUGCUUCCGGACAAGAUAACUGUUGUGUGCAAUGGCAUGGAAGGGACAUAUGUUCCAAGUCUUCAUUUAGUGGUGUGUGGGUGCGGGUCAUGUGGACCAGAGAAGCGAUCACUUAGUGAUUGGGAGCGACAUACAGGUUCCAAAAAGAAAAACUGGAAGACAAGUGUUAAAGUGAAAGGUUCAAUGCUACCACUGGAACAAUGGAUGCUGCAGGUUGGAGAGUAUCAUUUACGUGGUCUUGUUUCUGUUACUCCUCUUAAACGACCUUCUCUGAAGGUACAGAAGCAGAAGUUGCUUGAUUUCUUGCAAGAAAACUAUGAACCUGUACAUGCUAAGUGGACGACAGAACGGUGUGCUGUUUGCAGAUGGGUUGAGGAUUGGGAUUACAAUAAAAUUAUUAUCUGCAAUAGAUGUCAAAUAGCAGUCCACCAAGAGUGCUAUGGAGCAAGAAAUGUUCGUGAUUUCACUUCAUGGGUUUGCAGAGCAUGUGAAACACCUGACGUAAAACGGGAGUGUUGCCUUUGUCCUGUGAAAGGGGGUGCUCUGAAGCCGUCUGAUGUUGAUGAUCUGUGGGUUCAUGUGACAUGUGCGUGGUUUCAACCAGAAGUUUCUUUCUCAAGUGAUGAGAAGAUGGAACCUGCUGUUGGAAUUUUGAGAAUUCCAUCACAUAAUUUUGUUAAGGUUUGUGUGAUCUGUAAACAAAUGCAUGGUUCCUGCACACAGUGUUACAAGUGUUCCACAUAUUAUCAUGCAAUGUGUGCAUCAAGGGCGGGGUAUCGCAUGGAGUUGCACUGCUUGGAGAAAAAUGGGAGACAGAUCACAAAAAUGAUCUCAUAUUGUGCUUAUCACAGGGCUCCAAAUCCAGAUACUGUUUUAGUUAUACAGACCCCAAUAGGGGUUUUCUCUGCCAAAAGCUUGCUUCAAAAUAAGAAGCGGAUGGUUUCCCGGCUAAUGUCAUCCAACAGAACAGAAGUUCUAGAGGAUUCAGCCUCGGAGAUUGAUCAGUUUGAAUCAUCUUCUGCUGCAAGGUGCCGGAUCUUUAAAAGAUCAAAACAUAAGAGGACUGGCCAAGAGGCAAUAGCACACCGAGUAAAGGGGCCAUGUCAGCAUCCGUCGGACACAAUAGAAUGCUUGAAUACGUUUAGGGAAGAACAGGAUCCCAGAUCCUUUUCAACAUUCAAGGAACGGCUUCAUCACUUACAGAGAACCGAAAAUGAUAGAGUUUGCUUUGGUAGAUCCGGCAUACAUGGAUGGGGUCUCUUUGCUCGUCGAAAUAUUCAAGAAGGAGAAAUGGUCCUUGAGUAUCGUGGUGAGCAGGUUAGGGGCAGUGUUGCAGAUCUAAGGGAGGCACGCUACCGGUUGGAAGGCAAAGACUGCUAUUUGUUUAAGAUCAGUGAAGAAGUAGUGGUUGAUGCCACCGACAAAGGGAACAUCGCACGCUUAAUAAAUCAUUGUUGCAUGCCCAAUUGCUAUGCAAGGAUUAUGAGCGUCGGGAAUGAUGAGAGCCGGAUUGUACUAAUUGCUAAGACAAAUGUUUCCGCCGGUGAUGAGCUAACUUAUGAUUACUUGUUCGAUCCUGAUGAAUGUGAUGAGUUCAAGGUUCCCUGCCUCUGUCAAGCACCCAACUGCCGGAAAUUCAUGAAUUAGCUGACAUAAUUACCAUUGUUUCUCCAAAAUGGAGCACUGACCAACUCCCCUUACAAGAUCUCAGGGUUUUGUUAGCUAAGUAUAUAUUUACUUUUCCAUUUUUUCUUUGAUAAUCUUUCAAGCUUAAUAAAAGCUCAAGGUUACCCCUCUUCUUUUUUCUCUUUUUUAUCUUUUGAGAUUUUCCCCUUUUAGGCAUUCUUCAUGUAAAUUGUUCUACUGUUCCAUCAAUUUAAUUUAGCGCUUUUUUCA
Molecule: messenger RNA, 3564 nt
Organism: Telopea speciosissima
Lineage: Eukaryota; Viridiplantae; Streptophyta; Magnoliopsida; Proteales; Proteaceae
Product: histone-lysine N-methyltransferase ATX4-like
Exons: 23
Coding region: 13-3315 (1100 amino acids)
Biological process (GO): regulation of transcription by RNA polymerase II
Molecular function (GO): protein binding
Source: RefSeq, a predicted model, not a curated record